Messenger RNA from Perca fluviatilis (European perch), 4032 nucleotides. RefSeq names its product NLR family CARD domain-containing protein 3-like. Gene Ontology annotation, molecular function: protein binding. The record is from RefSeq and is a predicted model, not a curated record. The coding region runs from base 9 to 3566 and encodes 1185 amino acids. NCBI's taxonomy places the organism in Eukaryota, Metazoa, Chordata, Actinopteri, Perciformes, Percidae. The transcript is spliced from 12 exons.
AUCAUGGGAUGUCUGAGGAGCAGCCAAAGCACCUCCCUCGGCAGAUCCACAAAUCCAGCAGGCACAGAGAGCACAGUGUUCCCUCUCCAGAUGAAGGUGUGGACUCUGCUAUGAGUCAGUGUGAGGACAGAGAGGAGGGAGCCCCUCCCUCUAAAGCCACUCUGUGUGGGGAACAUGACAGCCAGACUGAAGCUCAGAGCCCAGAGAAGCAGCACGGACCUGGACCUGGUCCUGGACCCAGCUGUGUGUCCAUGAAGAGUGAUCGGUCUAUGGAUUAUCCUCUAGUCUUCAAAGAUGGACGCCACUCUGAUGAUCAAAGGAGGAAUCUGGAAGAACCUGAACCCAGCUGUGUGUCCAUGAAGAGUGACCGGUCUAUGGGUCCUCCUUUAUACUUUAAAGAUGGACGCCACUCUGAUGAUCAAAGGAGGAAUCUGGAAGAACCUGAACCCAGCUGUGUGUCCAUGAAGAGUGACCGGUCUAUGGGUCCUCCUUUAUACUUCAAAGAUGGACGCCACUCUGAUGAUCAAAGAGUGGACCAGGAGAGCUCAGAGGGUCCCAGUGGUCAGUCUGCCCAGCAGCAUCAAACACACCUGGACUCCAUAUUUAUGCUGCUGGAGGAGGAGAUCGGGACUUUUGUGAAGAACGAGCUGAAGAAGAUCCAGAAUGUUCUGAGUCCAGAUUACCCAGAAUGCUUAGAGAGUCAGCGGGAGGAUGAGGAGGUGUUGGACGGUGAGGAUGAAGAGCAGAGGAGGAGCAGCAGAGAGGCAUUUCUGAAGAUCACAAUGCACUUCCUGAGGAGAAUGAAGCAGAAGGAGCUGGCUGACCAUCUGCAGAGCAGAAAUCCUGCUGCAGGUGGUAAACGUAAACUCAAAUCUAAGCUGCAGAAGAAGUUCCAGUGUGUGUUUGAGGGGAUUGCUAAAGCAGGAAACCCAACCGUUCUAAAUCAGAUGUUCACAGAGAUCUACAUCAUAAAGGGAGGGACUGCAGAGGUUAAUGCUGAACAUGAGGUCAGACAGAUUGAAUCAGCAUCUAGGAAACCAGGCAGACCAGAAACAAGAAUCAGACAAGAAGACAUCUUUAAAGCCCCACCUGGAAGAGAUGAACCAAUCAGAACAGUGAUGACUAAAGGAGUGGCUGGCAUCGGGAAAACAGUCUUAACACAGAAGUUCACUCUGGACUGGGCUGAAGACAAAGCCAACCAGGACAUCCAGUUCGCAUUUCCAUUCACCUUCAGAGAGCUGAAUGUGCUGAAAGAUAAAAAGUACAGCUUGGUGGAACUUGUUGAUUACUUCUUUAGUGAAACCAAAGAAGCAGGAAUCUACAGGUUUGAAGAGGUUGUGUUCAUCUUUGACGGUCUGGAUGAGUGUCGACUUCCUCUGGACUUCCUCAACACUGAGAUCCUGACUGAUGUUACAGAGUCCACCUCAGUGGAUGUGCUGCUGACAAACCUCAUCAGGGGGAAACUGCUUCCCUCUGCUCGCCUCUGGAUAACCACACGACCUGCAGCAGCCAAUCAGAUCCCUCCUGAGUGUGUUGACAUGGUAACAGAGGUCAGAGGGUUCACUGACCCACAGAAGGAGGAGUACUUCAGGAAGAGAUUCAGAGAUGAGGAUCAGGCCAACAGAAUCAUCUCCCACAUCAAGACAUCCCGAAGCCUCCACAUCAUGUGUCACAUCCCAGUCUUCUGCUGGAUCACAGCUACAAAUAUGGGGGACAUGUUGAAGACCAGAGAGGUAGGAGAGCUGCCCAAGACCCUGACUGAGAUGUACAUCCACUUCCUGGUGGUUCAGUCCAAAGUGAAGAACAUCAAGUAUUAUGAAGGAGCUGAGACAGAUCCACACUGGAAUAAAAAGAGCAGGAAGAUGAUCCAGUCUCUGGGAAAACUGGCUUUUGAGCAGCUGCAGAAAGGCAACCUGAUCUUCUAUGAAUCAGACCUGACAGAGUGUGGCAUCGAUAUCAGAGCAGCCUCAGUGUACUCAGGAGUGUUCACGCAGAUCUUUAAAGAGGAGAGAGGACUGUACCAGGACAAGGUGUUCUGCUUCAUCCAUCUGAGUGUUCAGGAGUUUCUGGCUGCUCUUCAUGUCCAUCUGACAUUCAUCAACAAUGGAGUCAACCUGCUGUCAGAAGAACAAACAACCAUUCGGCGGUCUGAAGUGUUCAGAGACAAAUCAACACGUUUCUACCAGAGUGCUGUGGACAAGGCCUUACAGAGUCCAAAUGGACACAUGGACUUGUUCCUCCGCUUCCUCCUGGGUCUUUCACUGCAGACCAGUCAGGCUCUCCUACGAGGUCUGCUGACACAGACAGGAAGUAGUUCACAGACCAAUCAGAAAACAGUUGAGUACAUCAAGAAGAAGAUCAGUGAGAAUCUGUCUGCAGAGAGAAGCAUCAAUCUGUUCCACUGUCUGAAUGAACUGAAUGAUCGUUCUCUAGUGGAGGGGAUCCAACAGUCCCUCAGUUCAGGAAGUCUCUCUGCAGAUAAACUGUCUCCUGCUCAGUGGUCAGCUCUGGCCUUCAUCUUACUGUCAUCAGAAAAAGAUCUUGACGUGUUUGACCUGAAGAAAUACUCUGCUUCAGAGGAGGCUCUUCUGAUGCUGCUGCCAGUGGUCAAAGACUCCAACAAAGCUCUGCUGAGUGGCUGUAACUUGUCAGAGAGAAGCUGUGAAGCUCUGUCUUCAGUUCUCAGCUCCCAGUCCUCUAGUCUGAGAGAGCUGGACCUGAGUAACAACGAGCUGCAGGAUUCAGGAGUGAAGCAGCUGUCGGCUGGACUGAAGAGUACACACUGCAGACUGGAAACUCUAAGGCUGAGUGGCUGUAACCUGUCAGAGAGAAGCUGUGAAGCUCUGUCCUCAGUUGUCAGCUCCCAGUCCUCCAGUCUGAGAGAGCUGGACCUGAGUAAGAACAACCUGCAGGAUUCAGGAGUGGAGCAUCUGUCGGCUGGACUGAAGAGUCCACACUGCAGACUGGAAACUCUCAGGAUGGACCAUGGUGGACUGCAGUGGUUGAGACCUGGUCUGAGGAAGUAUGCCUGUGAACUGGAACUGGACACAAACACAAUAAACAGAAAUCUCAAACUGUCUGACAACAACAGGAAGGUGACAUAUGUGGGAGAGGAUCAGUCAUAUCCUGAUCAUCCAGAGAGGUUUUACUCCUGGCCUCAGCUGCUGUGUACAAAUGGUCUGACUGGUCGCUGUUACUGGGAGGUUGAGAAGAGAGGAGAUGUUUCUAUAUCAGUGAGUUACAGAGGAAUCAGCAGGAGAGGAAACAGUGAUGACUGUUGGUUUGGAUGGAAUAAUCAGUCCUGGAGUCUGAGGUGCUCUGAUGAUGAUGAUGGUGGUUACGCUGUCUGUCACAAUAACAUAAUAAGAAUCAUCACUUCCUCCUCUGUCUCUAACAGAGUAGCAGUGUAUGUGGACUGUCCUGCUGGCACUCUGUCCUUCUACGCAGUCUCCUCUGACUCACUGAUCCACCUCUACACCUUCAACACCACAUUCACUCAGCCUCUUUAUCCUGGGUUUAUGGUCUGGUCUGGUUCCUCUGUGUCUCUGUGUCCUCUGCAGGACUGAGAGUCUCUCCUGUGGACAGAAACACUGACUGAAGAUCAGCUGCUGAAAUCAAAGUUCAGUCUGUUCACCAUCACACACAGGGGCGCCAUAUAGGGGGGAAAAGUUAGGACAAUUCCAAGGGCCCAUGACUGACAGGCGGCCCACAAAAUAGGUAAAAACUAAUAUAAAAUGAUUAAACCAUCAUCAUUCAGUAUAUAUAUUUCAAAUAUAAUAGUAAAAUUGACGAUCUCUUUGUUUUUACUUGUUUUUGGCAGUAAAAGUUAAAUAUCCCCAGUGACCAAAAAGUAAACAUCCAUAUUGACCGACCACCCCCCUGUAUCUGCAUGAAAUGGUUUGGUCCUGCCUUAGCGCACUGCGUGACGGUGUUUAGUUGCAGCAAAGCCGGUCUACGGAAAGCCGUUCCACUCCCUAUCCAGCCCCAUUGUACCGGAUUUUGGUUGCAGUUCCACCAGAGUUCCACUGGGGG